AUGCGUUAUACGUUAUUGACUCUGUUGCUUUUCGUGCCGUUUGUUGCGGCUGAUGACUGGGAGGACUUUACGAAUAACCUUGCGACGGACUUGGCUCCUCUCAUCAUCCUUUUUGGGGAGAAACUUACGAAACAAUUCCUCUCCGAAUCUAUUACUGUCCUAGACAACGUCAUAUUCGCGCUUUCACCACUUGGGGUCCUGACGGCUGUAGUCUCCCUGAUUAGGGUUUGCGGCGGCGCCUCUCUUCGUGCUUUUAUCGGACGAGCACAAGAAGGCCCCGGAGACGCAGAAAUCGAGCUUCUACCAUGUGUCUCUGAGUCGACUGGUGAGCUAUUCAACGAUGCGGGUAUCUCGCGAGUUUUCGGCCGGCCCAAGAUCGUUGAGAUCGUCGCUUGGGAGCAGACAGACCCCAAGACCGGGAAGAAGUCGAUUGAAAUUGGAACUCUGCGAGAGGCUCUCUUGAAAAAGGCGUGGUAUUGCAAGGGUGGCGAACUCCAGGAAGAUGAGAUUAAAGGGAUGCCUGAGUUGGAUAUACCGAAUCUGUCUUUGAACAAGGGGAUUAAGCGGAAGAGCCAGUUUUGGUUCUAUUGCGCUGCCGGGGUUGGUACAGUGAUGCAGUUAGGUCAGUUGAACGUGGGAGCUGAGCUUGUGUAUAGUGAUAUUGACAAUUUCGAUGUAGGUGUCAUGACAUAUGCUGCAUUGACUGUUUUUGCAUACCCAUCUGUCUUUAAGGUGGACGGGAAAAAGGUCCACAGCUAUGCGUUCCCAAUGUACAUCAUUGGAACUACCUUUCUCUUUAUUGGCAUGUUCUUCUGCGCUUUUAUUCUUGAGCACUCCUCCAAACAAUACUAUCUCUAUCCGAACCACCCAAGCAAGAUAUACUGGCUGCAGCCUGGCUGCCAAGACGUCGGAGACCAAGUCUUUGGUGCAUUUCUCGCUACAUACAAAGAGAGAGACUCAGCAUUCACCAACAAUAUGAGAUACAUCAAAUCCACCCGGAUUUCAACCCGCGGUAAACAACAUACCAAGAUUUACGUCACCCUCACCUUGACCCUGAUCGGGUUUGUCUUUCAAUUUGUUGGACAGCGAGGGCUUCAUGCGUCGGUCAUCCUGGCUCAGCUAGGUUCGACGCUUUUUAUGGCAGUUAUACGAGCGUGUCUUCGAACAGAGCGAAUGACACCAGGAGAAAACAAGCUCAACAAUCCAAAGCACGAACGCCAAUUGAUAUCUGAAAAGCAAAAAGAAUUGGAUUGUUUUGCUUUCCAUGUCGAUGAAAUCAAGUCCUUCAAUUUGCGUUCCGCUCCGCUCCCCCAGAACCAUGCCCCGAGGACAACCACCACAUCGGUGGCCAGCAAAUUGAUACGAACCAGAAUCAGACUUGCGGAACUCACAUCCAACCCACACCAUGGAAUAAAUGAUGCAUGGGAAGAUCUCCCUAUUCGUCGGGUGACUCGCAAUCUUGCACGAACUAUUGAGGCAACGAUGGACCUGUUAUCCACUUGGUCCAAUAAUCUGGAGAAAAGUUUUGACUUCAAAAUAACUCUGGAGUGUGAGAGACUGGACGAAAAGCCCUUAGAUGUUGUUCCGGAAAUUUAUACGUUUAGAUUAUCGCGCUCUCCUGAUACAGGGAAGUGGCGAAUAAAGCAAGCGAACCUCGAAGCCGUACUUGGUCUCUGGACAUGGUCUCUGACGAAGUCUAAAGCGGCAUGGCGCCAACCAACACUCACUCGCCUCGUGGGGUUGAGCGAAGCCGAGGCACGCGAGGAAGAGACCGAUUUGUAUUUCCAAAAGUGGAUUUUCCGACAAAGACAGGCAAGAUUUCUCCCUUCGAAAUUGAUAAAUUCUUCGCGGCAGCUUUUCGGGUUCCAUCCAGAAAAGCCUGUUACGGAGAAUUCACAGGAAUCGUUUUCUUCCCAGAGCACAUUAUGUGUUGACAUGGAUAUUCUUGCUGUCAUAACCGACAACGACGUUGAAACAAUGGCAGCCCAAGAUAUUUACAUCCAUUUUCUCAAAAAGGCUUUCGAGACUUUCAAAGAAUUGGGUGGACACGUUGAUCUUAUCCCUGGGGCCCGAGGGUCUUACCUGGCAUAUAACAGUCGUCUUGAGGACCUGGUGAGAUGCUUUGAGAGUUCCAACCUUGGAUCAAGAGAGGAUGCGCUGUUGUGCAUUAUUCCUGUAUUGAAGAACAGAGGCAUCUUACCAGGACUUUCCGGGGACUCGGCCAAUGUCCGCAAACGCACUGAAGAGUUAGUCGAAAAGGGGAAUUGGCAAGCAGCAGUCUCACUUGUCUCCUGGCUUUGCCAUCGUUCGGAUGGAUCCGAUUUCGAGAAAUCUGUCUAUAAGCUGGCGUUCCUUUGCCACCGAAAGAUGUUGGGAGGCAUGGAUGAAAAUGCCCAAAAGGUCAUGACGCCCGGCCAGAAAGAAGGGUUCGGCCAGAUUUGCAAGCUUCUCUCGUCAGAUAUGAGAGCAGAUUUCUUUAAAUCGCGGGUAGUUGUUAGACCCGCAAAUUGGAUGGAAUCCAAGUCACGGAUCGACUGGUGGAAUGCCUUCUCUGAACAGCUGGGGUGGAUUACAUGGCAAGCGUCUGUGAAUGUCGAGAGUGCACAAUGGUUGCAACCAGUUCUUAAGUCCCUGAGAGUGCAUCCAACCUUGCGUUAUCCAAAGGAACCAGAGAUAAAGGCCGAAGAAACCCCACGUGCAGUACGAGCAUUGAGCUUGGACUUGACUAAAAGCCUCCUUGAGGAUACAGAAGAAUCCGAGCCAGUUUUCGUUGCCAAAACUGCUAAGGAAUACACAGCCCAUACCUCUCAGCUCCAAUUGGGGCUUGAAUGGGCAGUCAACAACGGAUAUUUUCUUCUUGUCUAUUUAAUGUUUGUACGAUGGAUGGACUUUGCCGCUAAAUACAAAGUGCCAGCAACAAAAACAACAAUUCAAAAUGCAUUUGUCGCUGCGGCAAAAAGUCGCUGUGACUGGGCAGUUAAAGUUCUUCUUCAGCAUGAUGCCGCCAUGGAGACGGAAAACGAUAACGGAGUUGCAGCAUUCCAUGAACUUGUGAACGGCGGCUAUGCAAAGGCAUGUCAAGUCCUUUUGGAAAAUGGGCAAGACCCAAAUCGCAAAGGCCCACAUAACUUGCGAGCAUUGAGCAUUGCAGCAACUAGCGGGCAUUUGGAUGUGAUUAAAGUGCUUCUGGAUUAUGGAGCAGACCUGGAGUAUCAACAGAGCUUCGGAUCGACAGCACUUGCCUGGGCAAGCCAGCACAACCAAUUUGAUGCUGUGGACAUGUUACUCUCCUACGGUGCGAAUAUUGAAACUUGUGCGCCUGACGGGGCAACACCAUUACUGUCUGCCGUUGAAGAUGACCAUUUUCAGAUGGUCAAGUUCCUUCUUGAGAAAGGAGCCAACAUCAAUGCCUGUGACAACGAGGGAGAGAAUGCGGUGAUGAUUGCAGCUGGCAGAGGGCAUGCCAAUAUUCUUCGCUUCUUGCUAGCUAAGGGCGCUGUAUUCCAUUUGCAAAACAACAAGGGGCUAACUGCCCUGGAAUUGGCUAGAAAUGGCAAUCACAUGGAAGUGAUUGCUAUUCUAGAGACAGCCGAUGGGCAGACAGCUUAA
Molecule: messenger RNA, 3609 nt
Organism: Penicillium riverlandense
Lineage: Eukaryota; Fungi; Ascomycota; Eurotiomycetes; Eurotiales; Aspergillaceae
Product: ankyrin repeat domain-containing protein
Exons: 1
Coding region: 1-3609 (1202 amino acids)
Cellular component (GO): nucleus; cytoplasm
Molecular function (GO): protein binding
Source: RefSeq, a predicted model, not a curated record